AUGAAGCUGUUUGUUGUCCUGUUUGCACUAGCUGCCUUCGCAAUGGCCGAAGCCGGUCCAAAUCUGGAAGCGAGAGCUGGGUGCUCACAGAGGGGACAAUACUGCAACGGCGGCACAUUCCUGUGCUGCCCGGGACAAGGGAGCUGCAGUGGAAAUGUGAUAUGGUCAAACAUAUUAGCAGAUGGCUGA
Molecule: messenger RNA, 189 nt
Organism: Penicillium mononematosum
Lineage: Eukaryota; Fungi; Ascomycota; Eurotiomycetes; Eurotiales; Aspergillaceae
Gene: rodD
Product: protein rodD
Exons: 2
Coding region: 1-189 (62 amino acids)
Source: RefSeq, a predicted model, not a curated record